AGUGGCUUCUACAGGUUCUUUUGUAAAUCCAUAAAAUUCAGCUGCCAGUUUGAACACAAGGUAUGCCUUAUAAUGUGUCAUUGAAGAAAGCUUGCAAGUACUGAUCCUCCCAACAAUUUCAAACCAACAAACACUGAGAAGCUCUGCACCCUCAGGAAACCUGAUUGUAAUUAAGCAUGAAUUAUAGACAUUAAUCUUCACAUAUUUAUUCAUUUUUAGUUCGAGAAGACACUUAAAAACAAUCAACUACAUGCUUGAAUUCUUUUGGUUGGGUGUGAGUGAAACUGUGUCAUGCAUGCCUUUUGUCUGCAUUUUCUGUGUGGUGUUUGCAUGUGUGUGUGUGAGCUGGAAUCUCGUAUGGAGUUCAGAGAGAGAGAAACCUGGAAUCUUGUAUGGAGUUCCAGCUCCAAUAAUGAGGAUUAUCACCCCAUAUAAUUGUGAGGUCCCCAGCAGCUAGCAUGUAACAUUUCUUCCCACUCCUUUUGUGCAGUGAAAAGCUCUAUGCAAUACAGGUUAUACAAUUAA
Molecule: messenger RNA, 525 nt
Organism: Rubroshorea leprosula
Lineage: Eukaryota; Viridiplantae; Streptophyta; Magnoliopsida; Malvales; Dipterocarpaceae
Source: the annotation of a GenBank genome assembly